Molecule: messenger RNA, 3940 nt
Organism: Pyrenophora tritici-repentis Pt-1C-BFP
Lineage: Eukaryota; Fungi; Ascomycota; Dothideomycetes; Pleosporales; Pleosporaceae
Source: RefSeq, a predicted model, not a curated record
AUGGCCAGCCGGCCACCGGGUGGACCGUCUCACAGCGAGAACCUGAUUGACUUUGACGACCAUCAACCCACACACAAUGCAGGCGCACCACCACGGCCCGCCGCCCAUGACGAGGGCCGGCCCUCGGUCUCGUAUGAUGACUUUGUUGGCGGUGCCAGGUCGACGACAGCAGGCCUGCCGGGAGGGCCUGGCGCACCAGGAGGUGCGACGACGCCCUAUCUAGGAGGAGCAAACAACAACAGCCGAGCCUAUUCGCAAACGUCGGACCUGCACAACUACCAGCGAUACUCGGAUGCCGACAUUCCCCACGACGAUGACGCCUCAACCCAGGGCUACUACGCAGCCGGGGGAGCCUACGACCAGCCCUCGCCGAGCCUCCAGCGCGGCAACUCCAAGAACGCACACAACAGGAAUAGUAUCCUGAGCCUCGGAGGUGGCCUGACUGGCCGGGUCAAGAACAUGUUUGGCCGGGGCAAUGAGUACUCAGAAAUGGACCUGCCCUUGACCGAGAACGCAGCACACCAACGCCAGCCGAGCGGCAACGAGACAGCAAGUCAACACGACGACGGCCACUCUGCUAAGCCCAAGAAGGGGCUGGGCACCUUCAAGUUUGGCUUCGGCCGAGGCACACCCGACCCGUCGACAUUGGGACCCCGCAUAAUACACCUGAACAACCCACCCGCCAAUGCCGUCAACAAGUACGUCGACAACCACAUUUCGACGUGCAAGUACAACAUCGUCACCUUCCUCCCCAAGUUCCUCUACGAGCAAUUCUCAAAAUACGCCAACCUCUUCUUCCUCUUCACUGCCAUCCUCCAGCAGAUUCCCGGCAUCUCCCCCACGUCGCGAUUCACUACCAUCGUUCCGCUCGGCAUAGUCCUCCUGGUGUCAGCUGUCAAGGAGUACAUUGAAGACUACCGGCGGAAACAGUCCGACUCGGAGCUGAACAACUCAAAAGCCCAGGUCCUCAAGGGUUCUACCUUUACAGACACGAAAUGGGUCAAUGUGGCAGUAGGAGAUAUCGUGCGCGUCGAAUCCGAGCAGCCCUUCCCCACCGAUCUCGUCCUUCUCGCAUCCUCCGAGCCCGAGGGUCUAUGCUACAUCGAAACAGCCAACUUGGACGGAGAGACCAAUCUCAAGAUCAAGCAGGCUAUUCCGGAAACGGCAGACUAUGUCAGUCCAGCCGAGCUGGCGAGACUAGGUGGCAGGAUACGAUCAGAACAACCCAACAGCAGUCUAUAUACAUAUGAAGCAACCUUGACUAUCGCAGCAGGUGGAGGAGAGAAGGAGCUACCCCUGGCACCUGAUCAACUGUUGCUGCGAGGUGCUACACUUCGUAACACACCAUGGAUCCAUGGCGUCGUCGUCUUUACCGGCCACGAAACGAAGCUCAUGAGAAACGCGACCGCUACACCCAUCAAGACCACCGCGGUCGAGAGGAUGGUCAACAAGCAGAUUCUCAUGCUCGUGCUAAUCCUCAUUGCACUGAGUAUCAUCAGCUCCAUCGGCGAUGUCAUUAUCCAAACAACGCAAAGAGACAGUCUCGUCGAUUAUCUCCGCCUCGACAGGUUCAAUGGCGCCAAACAAUUCUUCCGUGACUUGCUGACAUACUGGGUGCUAUACUCCAAUCUGGUUCCCAUCUCGCUCUUCGUCACUAUUGAAAUCGUCAAAUACUACACCGGUAGUCUCAUCGACUCUGAUCUGGACAUCUAUUACGAACCAACCGACACACCCGCGAAAUGCCGAACAUCGUCUUUGGUCGAGGAAUUGGGCCAGAUUGAAUACAUCUUCUCGGACAAAACGGGUACUCUCACCUGCAACAUGAUGGAGUUCAAGCAGUCUACAAUUGCCGGAAUACAGUAUGCUGACGAGGUACCCGAAGACAGGCGCGGGACAAUCGAGGACGGCGUUGAGGUUGGAAUUCACGACUUCAAGCAGCUCGAGCAAAACCGAAAGACACAUCACAACAAGUACAUCAUCGACCAAUUCCUGACAUUACUCGCGACAUGUCAUACUGUUAUUCCGGAAAGAAAGGGCGAGAAGGCUGCCAUCAAGUAUCAGGCCGCCUCUCCCGACGAGGGAGCUUUGGUGGAAGGCGCGGUGACCCUUGGCUACAAGUUCACUGCAAGAAAGCCGCGUGCUGUCAUCAUCGAGGUUGACGGCCGCGAACUGGAAUACGAACUCCUGGCCGUUUGCGAAUUCAACUCGACAAGGAAGAGAAUGUCUACAAUAUUCCGCACACCCGAAGGCAAGAUCGUGUGCUACACAAAGGGUGCCGACACCGUCAUUUUGGAGAGACUCGGAAAGGACAAUCCUCAUGUAGAGGCAACGCUCACGCAUCUUGAAGAGUAUGCUUCCGAAGGACUCCGUACACUUUGUCUGGCUAUGAGAGAAAUCGGCGAAGAUGAGUUUCGAGAAUGGUGGACCAUCUUCAAUACUGCGCAAACGACAGUUGGUGGCAACCGCGCAGAUGAACUGGACAAGGCUGCUGAACUCAUCGAACACGACAUGACUCUACUUGGAGCAACCGCUAUCGAAGAUAAACUACAAGACGGCGUACCUGACACUAUCGCCACUCUCCAAUCUGCCGGAAUCAAGGUCUGGGUUUUGACUGGAGAUCGCCAAGAAACUGCCAUCAACAUCGGCAUGAUCGUCAAGCUCGUCAAGCGUCAUCUCAAAUCCAUCCUGCUUGCUAUUGGUGACGGAGCCAACGACGUCUCUAUGAUUCAAGCUGCACAUGUUGGUGUCGGUAUCAGUGGUGUCGAGGGCUUACAGGCAGCUCGUAGCGCAGAUAUUGCGAUCGGUCAAUUCCGCUACCUACGAAAGCUUCUUCUUGUCCACGGCGCAUGGAGCUACCAGCGUGUCAGCAAGGUCAUCCUGUAUUCCUUCUACAAGAAUAUUGCCAUGUUCAUGACACAAUUCUGGUACUCGUUCCAGAACGGCUUCUCUGGUCAGAUCAUAUACGAGUCCUGGACGCUGACAAUGUACAACGUCUUCUUUACAGCAGCACCACCUUUUGUGCUCGGCAUCUUCGAUCAAUUCGUAAGCGCAAGACUACUGGACCGCUAUCCGCAGCUUUAUCGCCUGAGUCAGUCUGGCGUGUUCUUCAGAAUGCACUCUUUCUGGUCAUGGGUUGGAAACGGCUUCUAUCACUCCCUCAUUCUCUACUUUGGCACCCAAGCUUUCGUCUUGUGGGACUGGCCGCAGUGGGACGGCCGAAACGCAGGUCAUUGGGUGUGGGGCACAGCUGCUUACACUGCUAACCUUGCGACCGUCCUUCUCAAAGCCUCGCUCAUCACCAACAUCUGGACAAAGUACACUGUGUUGGCAAUCCCUGGCUCUAUGCUACUCUGGUUCAUACUCAUGCCCCUCUACGCCACCGUUGCACCGAUGAUCAACAUCUCCAACGAGUACGUAGGCGUCAUUGCCCGACUUUUCCCGGACCCGCGUUUCUGGGCGAUGAUUGUGGUAUUACCGCCGCUUUGCUUGAUCAGAGACUUCGCAUGGAAGUACGCGAAAAGAAUGUACUUCCCGCAGAGCUAUCAUCAUGUCCAGGAAAUUCAAAAGUACAACAUUCAGGAUUACAGGCCACGCAUGGAGCAAUUCCAGAAAGCGAUCCGUAAAGUCCGACAGGUGCAGCGUAUGCGCAAACAGCGCGGCUAUGCCUUUUCUCAAACAGACGAGUCGCAAGCAAGGGUUCUACAAGCUUAUGAUACCACGCAACAGCGUGGUCGGUAUGGAGAGAUGGCGAGUUCGCGCAAGUAGUUUACGCGUGUGGUGGAGCAGUACACUCAGCAAUGUCACAUUGGCGCAUGUGCACUGGGUGUUAUCAAGAUUCUUGUACGACUGAGCCCCAAAUGGGCUUUUUGUUUUUGGUUCGACCAGUGUAUUGUGUUAUCGAUUUAGCGUCACUUGAAGAAUAAACCCUGUCCUUGAUCAA